GGGCUCCAUGAGGCCUUGGCCUAGGCAGGAUUGUUUCCCACACUUGUCAUCUCCCCAUACAGUCACUUCCCCAAACACUGGGCUGCAGGCUCUGGUAUAUGUAAAAGUUCAAAGGCAAAAGUCAGCCCUUCCGCUCUCCCCGAGUGGGUGGCCCCACCCCUCUCAGAGUGGGCGGGGACAGGAGUUGCAGGGGCAGCUUUCCUUGGGAUGCCACAGGUCUCUCUGGAGCUGCCUAGCCACGCCUCCUUUCCUUUCAUCUUUCUCAUGACCAAUGGGAUUGGAGCAUGAAGGCCACGCCCCUGUUCUACAUUCUAGUGUGGCCCUGGUUACGCCUCCUCUGUCUCAGACACACAGCUGCCUGGUAGAGGAGUGGAGCUGCUUACCAGUGCUCCUUUGAAUUGUGCUGAUGUGGCCCCAACCCCACCUCCCUCCCCAACCCCACCUCCCUCCCCCACCCACCAUGUCGAUGUCAGAAGAAAUUCGCAAGAUGAUAGCCUCGGCUAGGAAAAAGUUAAAAGAAUUUCAACAAAGAAACAGUCCUGCUGCUCCAUCUCGAGUGAGAAGAAGAAAGAAAAGAAACAACAGUAGCCAUGAGACAUCCGCUUCUGAUGGUUGCCAGUCACCAUGCCAUUCAGCAGCAGGUGGUCACAAGGAGGGCACUGCACCGUGUGCCACCAUGAAAGGUCCAGAGCCCUCGAGCCGCCGUGAAGCAGUCCUUGAGCAGCAGGUACAGCAGUUUCUACAGGAGCGGGAACUGCUAAAAGCGCAGGUGGCAGAGGUGACGGAGUGUCUUAAGAAAGCUCAGCUAGAAAGAGACGCUUACGCUCAACAACUCAAAACACAGAAGGCGCAGUGGCAGCAGAAAAUCCUCACAAUGGCAGGAGAAAUUGAAAUAUUCAAAAUGGAGAAAAGUCAAGAUGCAAUGAAAAUCGAGAAGCUGAAGGGGAGCCUUGCCCACCUACAAAACCUUCUGGCUGAACCCCUGAUCCUGAAGCACCGACAGGGCCCUCUGACUUGGAAAGAAAACCUAAAAACUGAGACCAAGUACCUGAGAGAUGAGCCACGGGAACAGGAGAGACUGCAGGAGGCAAAAAUGAGGCUCUCGGAGACGGAGGUGCCAUUUCUGAACGCUGCUAAAGCCAGUGCCCAGGAGGAGCAGGCACGGCUCUGUGAGCAGCUCCAGAAACAACAGGUGUGCUGCCAGCACCAGGCUCAGCUGGGGGCCUCGGCCCUGAAGGAGCCAGAGGCAGCGGCCACAGCCACAGGGACUGGGAGCGAGUCUGGGUGUGGGGAGACCCAGCGGGCCCUGCAGGCAGCUCUUGACCAGCUGCAGAGAGACUUCAUGGACAUUUUGAAGGAGAAUUCAUACCUGAAGGAGCAGGUGGAAAAACUAGAGCUCGGAUUCAUUCAGCUCUCUGGAGAGAGAGACAUGAUAAGAAAGUCCAUCAAACCAAAUGACCGUCAGAGGGCAGUGGCCAAAACCCAGCACCAGAAGAACGAUGUUAGCAUGCUGUCGCAGGCCGAGGAGGGGAUGAAGGUAAAGCUGCUGGAGCUGCAGGGGCCAGUGAUGCAGCUUAUGAUCGACCAUGAGGUCGUCCAGCACCCUGCUAAUGAGCCCACUCCAGGGGCCCCAGCCCCCCAGGAGCCUGGUGCUGCUGACAAGGAUGAACUUUGUGAAGUGAUCCUCACUGACAGCCUGCAGCCUGCAGGAGGGGGGGUACACCACAACCCCACUGCACAGCAGAUGGCACAUGGCUUUGUGAGCUGCAGGACAGCCAGCAACACCGACCCUUGGGCAGCAGUCCCUCCACGCCAUGCUUUUACCAGGCUGUGGGCGAAGGAGCAGGUAAACAUCACGAUCAGCUAAGAGCUGGCCCAGAAGUUUACAAACAAACAAAGUUAUAGGGUUAGUCUUCACGUUUACUUCAUUUGAAUGUUAGAGCCACUUAGGAUGAUUUGUGUUUCUAAUCUAUAGUUUAUUUGUAAAAAGUUAAAGGAGAGUGGGUCUUCCUGUAGCUUUCACUGAUGUUCACUUUGGCAUUUUUUAGAAUUUUUCAUUUUUAAUUUGAUAAUCAUAGGUCAUUAGCAUGCCUAUCGAGUUUGCCCUUAUGUGGUGGGAGUUCAAACACACAAAGACCCACUAUUGGCACAAAACUAUCCUCGCUAGUUUGGAAUAGGCUGCCAUGGUUAUUUAAUGUUAUUGAAGCAUGUGUAUUCAUUAUGGAAUUCAGAUACAAUUUGCUUAUGUUCUGCUAUGAUAUUUGAUCAAAUCCUAUUUACAGUGAGCUCUUAAUUAGCUCAAUAUGUGCUUUUCCCUCACGUGCACACUGUUUAUUUCUUUGUAAGGUGCUACUGUGGGUACUGACAUUUAGAGUUGUUGAAAGGCCGAGAACCGGAAACAGCUUUUCUUCCAUGUUCUGUGUAUUGCAAAUGGGAGUAAUAACAUUUUGGGGAGCUUUUAAAAUCUCACAGAAGAGGAAAGCAGCCUGCUCUGGCUGGUAUGUGCAGAAUAGAGUAGUUCAUUGGUUCCCAUGCCAAGAAUGAGCGCUGCGCUAUGGUAGUUCUUUUAGGGUUUUUCUGUGCUCUGGGCUCAUGAAGACACUGCAUGAUGAGCUGCAGCAGCUGUACUCUUUUUUAUGACCUACAAAGAGAUGAUUUCUGAGGAAUAAAAGGCUCCCAUCUUUGAUGGUGGUUGUGGAAAACCUUUCCUAGCUUAGAGCAUUUACAUCUAUAAUACAUUGUAAAGUCAGAGAUCAUGUUACCUGUUUUAAUCCCCUGACUCUAAGUCUCAGUACACAAAAGGGCACUGGUUGGCAUUCUUCUUAAUGUAUUUAGUAAAGGUCAUAAGAAAUCCUUUAAGAUAAAGUGUAAUUUAUAUAUAUAUACAUAUAUAUUAUAUACAGGAAUGGAAAUUUGUAUCUUAGAAUGGAUAGGCACUAAAUAUUGAUGACUGAACAGUUAAUGUUUUAGGACACUUGGUAUAGUGAGUGCCUUGCACACAGAAAAAGACCACGGAUGAGAUUAUCCUUUGUAUCAUUUCACAGUUUUAAAAAUUGCUAUUGAUUACAGUUCACAUAGCAAGUUGCUGAUAAAAUGUCUGUUUUCAUAAAACAUCUCCAACAACAACAAAAUCCUUUCAGAGUUUAAAUGUCCAGAAAAAAAAUAAAAAUUUUAAUAAAAAAUUUAAAAAAGUUUAAAUGUCCCUGGAACAGGCACACAGGGUGUAGUCAAGAAUGAACUAGAGUGCAGGAAAGCCGUGUGACACCCGGCGUCCCUCUGUGUUCACGGAGCUUCUUUGAGGCGAGACUGACUUGACCGUCCAGACUUCUCUGGCUAAUACCUAUUCUUCAACCACCUUGGUUACUCUGACAUAGGAAUUGCCUUGUUUUUCUUCAACGAAAAGGACUUUAAGCAAUCAUCACAAACAAAAAAAUACUAAUCACAAACGUUAUUAUAAACUAAUAUAUGUGAGAGUACUUGGCUGAAAAAUAAGAGUUUCAGUAGACAGAAUUGUACUAUAUUUGACAAUCAAAGAGAAGUUUAUGCAACGUAAAAUGUUUAUAGCCUGCAGUGCCAUCUACUGUUUGUGAAUGUCAAUGUAUUAUCAGGAAAAGUGUCUAACAAUCACAGAGUUCUAUUUCCUCAGCAAGUUCUUUACCAAGAGAAAAAUAUGUUUUUAUACCUUUUAGUCUCAGUUAGAGGCACAUUUUGUUCAAGAUUUAUGUUAAUGUGUCUCUGCAUUAUGAAUGAAUUCUUUCAGUCAGACAUUGCAUAAAUCAUAACUUUAUGAUGCUUGGGACAGAAUCAACAGUUGAAACUUCAUGAAGUUCUAAUGUUCGUGUACCAAAAUACCUCCCAUUGUUAGGAUGGAGGGAGAUAUGCAUGUGUGCUCCCUGAAGGGGAGAUUCCUAAUUACUGACCAUCUCCACGUUUAGCAUUUGGUAUCUUCAUGAUACUUUCAUAAAUAUGACAUCAAUAGGAGAGCACUCAUACAAUUUGACAGAUGGAAUAACACAUUUGCCUGCAUUCCCUGAAAGAGUGCAAAUAUUGGGUCCUGGUGAUUUGAACUGACUCUUCCAAAUUGUAGGGAUUUAUCAAUGUAUCAGAUAAACCCAGUUUCAGAACGAUCAAGGAGAAACGUUAGACCAAAUAAUGCGGCUAAUUAACAGUGGUAUGAUUUCUAGCCGGGGGGCUUAAAAUGGACUUAAAAUUCUGUUUUUUUAUUUCUGAACUUGCCGCUUUUGCAUUCUUUGAGUUCAGUUUAAAGACAGUUACUCUAAGUCCAUUUUCAGCCCUCAGGCUAGAAAUCGUACCACUGUUAAUCAGCCACAUUAUUUGGUCUAACAGUUUUUCUUAAUCAUUCUGAAACUGGGUUUAUCUAAUACAUUGAUAAAUUAUUUCAAAGGGAUUUUGAUAGUUCAAAUCACUUCACUUUUACCCUAAGAAAAACAAAUGACUAGGAAUGACCUUCAGAUAGUGUUUAGCAUCUGUACCCAAUCUGAUGAUAAUGUUCAUCAGGUACCUGUGGAGUAAAUCCCAUACAGGCAUGUUUAAGCUGAAUGGCAGUCAGGAAAAUACAUUUACUAUAUUAACCGAAAUAUCACUCUGAGUAGGCAUUUUGUCAUCUAUUUAAGACAAAUCUAAAAGAACGGAAAUCACAUGACAGUGACUUAAGUCUUUCUUCAAAGUGCACGUGAGUCUCCUGCAGUACUUCAUUCAGCCAAGUGUCUGUUCUCUUCCUCAUUCAGUAGAAGGCAGCUUUCAAUUGGCUUAGAAGGCAACAUCAGAAGGUUAGCGUUCAUCAAAAACACAGAAUUUUAAAAUGUGUGUUCAACUGACCAAAUUUGAAUUUCUGUAGGAAGAAUCAAAAUACCUGUUUAAAGACUGCAAUAUAUGAUAAUCAUUUUUAAAGGAUUUUAUUAAACCUGAUAGGUUUUCCAGAAAUGAAUAAAACUCAGUUCUAAAACCAAAGCUGAUUUUUAGAAAAUUUGAAAAUAUAAAUCAGUCCUAUCCUGUUCACAAUAUAGUUUCUCUAAAACUUUAUCUUAAAGAGUUAUUUUAAAAUAACUAUUAAAAAAAUAACUGGUCUCAAUGUUUUGAAAUUACUUAAAACAUUUAAAAAUAUGAAUAUUGCAGUUUAGAAGAAAUAGGGGGAAGGAAAAGUGAAGAAAUGCCAAUUCCAGUCCAAAGCUUUAGUUGCCAAGUUUCCUAAGAAUGACUUUUACCACUGUAUGAACUCCUGUGAACAGAAUGUAAGAUGGAAAUCCUGAGCCUUUUGUCUAAAGCGGCAAUACUGACUGCUGCUGUGAUGCUCCUGUGAUGUAAUAAAUUGUUCAGUUGCUGCAAAGCGCUGUUUUUGCCUUAAAAUUUUGUGCAUCUUGACAGCUAUGGUAUUAAAGGUAUUGAGACUGCAAACGCUGGGCACACUUGGCAUGAGAUAAUCUGUUUUUAUUUUUACAAAAUUGUAAUAUAACUAUGCAAGUGUGUUUAUUAAAAGAACACAAACUACUAAACGUUAUGGGAUUAAAAGUUACGAGAUAAAAAAAUCAUCAGAUAAAAAAUGUGGAAAAGUUGUGGCAAAAAAAUUUGUGGAUAAAAAGUAGAAAAAUUUUAGGAAAAGUAUAAAAUUUAUGAAAAGGAAGUUAUGAGAUUUUAAAAAUCAUCAUGGGGAUAGAAAUAAAAAUAAAUAAAAGCAGGCCCCUGUCAGCAAGGCCUGGAGAACAGUGGCUGGAGUCUCCGACCCCACCAUGUCCCUCCAACCCCUUCCCAGUCACCCCUUUAUUAUUAGUGUAGCAAGACAAGACCCCUGUCUAAUGGGGGGAGACAAACAGACCCUUUGCCACCUUGACCAGGGCUGAGUCCUUAAAUCUCUGGAUGAUAAUGGUUGUUGGUUGGUUUGGAGAAGGCCUGAUGGCCUCCUUCCUCUCACCAAAGGAACUUUUCCCUCAGGGGGCUCCCAUCUUAUUCAGAGAGGCAACUGAGGCAGGACAGUGGCACUAACUGUGGACCAGGCAAGGGCACAGGCUGCUGGGGAAUCCUCCCUUCUUCAGUGUACAUAUUGCAUCUGUGUAAGAUGUUGUAUAUUUUAGGGGUUUGUGGUGCCCCUUGUAUCAUACCUGGCAGAGGUUGGAGCUGGCACAUGGAGGAGGAUUUAAUAAUUAUUUGCGGCUGGGAAACUUAUUUAUUGAUAGCAGAGGACAGAGGAAGGAGGUGGGGAUGGGGCCGUGGCUCCCUGGUGAUGCAACUCCUGUUUAUUUUGCUUUUUAUUUUGGAAUAAAUGGAUGUAGUCACACUG
This is a messenger RNA of Callithrix jacchus (white-tufted-ear marmoset), 6295 nucleotides long. Its product is annotated as golgin subfamily A member 2-like. Gene Ontology annotation, cellular component: Golgi apparatus; cis-Golgi network; Golgi cis cisterna. Lineage: Eukaryota; Metazoa; Chordata; Mammalia; Primates; Cebidae. The record is from RefSeq and is a predicted model, not a curated record. Gene Ontology annotation, biological process: Golgi organization.